Amborella trichopoda is the source of this 756-nucleotide messenger RNA. Its product is annotated as transcription initiation factor TFIID subunit 10-like. The record is from RefSeq and is a predicted model, not a curated record. Gene Ontology annotation, biological process: transcription initiation at RNA polymerase II promoter. Gene Ontology annotation, molecular function: RNA polymerase II general transcription initiation factor activity; promoter-specific chromatin binding. Gene Ontology annotation, cellular component: nucleus; SAGA complex; transcription factor TFIID complex. NCBI's taxonomy places the organism in Eukaryota, Viridiplantae, Streptophyta, Magnoliopsida, Amborellales, Amborellaceae.
AUAGUUGGAGCUUGGGUAGGGCCCAUAUAAAAACGCAGGCUCUGUUUUGUUAUUAGUUAUCGGAGUUAUGAAUUCUUCGGAUCCAAACCACGACGAUGAGGCAGCUCUCAUUGAAUUCCUCUCCUCUCUCAUGGAUUACACCCCCACUAUACCGGACGAAUUGGCGGAGCAUUAUCUUGGAAAGAGUGGUUUCCAGUGCCCAGACAUUCGAGUAACUAGAUUGGUGGCACUCGCAACCCAAAAAUUCAUUGCAGAAAUUGCGAAUGAUGCUCUUCAGCUGUGCAAGGCUAGGCAAUCAGCAGUUGUUAAGGAUAAGAGAGAUAAACUGCAAAAGGAUAAGCGCCUCAUUUUGACAAACGAUGAUCUCUCUAAGGCAUUACAUGAAUAUGGGGUGAAUAUGAAGCGCCAAGAAUAUUUUGCUGAGAACCCAUCGACUGGAAUGGAACCUUAAGCUAGGGAUGAUUAGUGCACAAAUUCAGUUUUACGAGACAAUUCCAAGUAAAUCCAAAAAAGAAAAUAGAAAAGAUACAAAGGAUAGUAGAAACGAGCUCUGUAUACUUGUUCUGUUUAGAAAUGGAUCGCUGUUACGUCAUACAAUACUCGGGGUUUACGUUUAUUAGUCCAUUUUUUAGUUUGUUGUUUCGAUUACAUGUAUCAUACUAAAGAGAGUGAGCACAUUUUGUGUGUAAAACAUCUGGAAACUUUUCAAAUUGAGCAAUGAGAUCCAUGUAUUAUGCUUACUGUAACUUUCCUCAA